AUGAUGAAUUCUUCAUCAAAAUUUGAUUAUCAAGAAAUCAAACAAUGGUUGCUCGAUCUCAAAUGGACACCGGAAUUGGCGGUGCAAUGGCAAAAAUUCUACGAUGAUGCACCGCGUCUUUCUGUUUUUGCUCGAAACGGUCAAUUUGAGGAUGAACUUCUUGAUCAACCACCGAAGUAUGAAGAUUUUAAACCAGCUGAAUGUAGCAAAUAA
Messenger RNA from Rotaria sp. Silwood2, 213 nucleotides. The record is from the annotation of a GenBank genome assembly. Lineage: Eukaryota; Metazoa; Rotifera; Eurotatoria; Philodinida; Philodinidae.